GAAAGUUGAGAGAGGGGCCAUCAAUGAAGCUCAUCUCAGUCGCGCUGCUCGCGGGGCUCAUCCCGCGGACCGCCCAAGGCGACUGGAUUGACAAGGUCGUCGACAAGACCUUCGUCCGCGUCGAGACCUUCCUCGCCGGCGAGGUCGAAGACCCCUGCGAGACGGCCGUGGCUAGCCUGGUCGGCGAGGGCGGCACCGACGACUCGGUGCUGGCGAACGUGCUCGAGUCGCUCUCGCUCACGCCAUGCCGUGGUCGCUUUGGCCUCUUUACGGAAGACCAAGUGGAGGCGUGCUUGGCCGUGCAGAGCUCGCCCGAGGUGCAGGCCAUGAUUGACCACGGCUUGAAGGACCCGACGAUGGUGUGCGCGUGGCGCCCGUUCUGGACGCAAGCGACCGCCAACACGCUUAACGGCGUAGGUAUCGACUCGUGCGAGCUUUGCCAGCGCACGACCGAGCUGAUUGAAGACACGCUCAAGAAGGAAGAGCUCGCGGUCCAGCUCAUUCAGCAAGGCCUCAAUAUCUUGUGCCGGUACCUCCCCGAAGCGACCAAGUGCAAGGUGCUUGAGGACCGCUUCGAUGACAUUGUCGAGUGGAUCAAGGAAGGCUUCUCGCCCAAGCGCAUUUGCAAGAAGAUCAAGCUCUGCGCUGCCAAGCACCACAAGAAGCGCCACGACCACGCUUUGCCCAAGCCCCUCGAUGUGCACCACAUUGAGCAACUUCCUGCUGUCGCCGCCUCGGCGUCUCGUUAUAGUGGCGAGCUUUGCACGAUCUGCCGUGACAACGGGCGCAUCAUGCAGCAGUUUGCCGACUCGCCGCACGGCCUCGAGCUGUACAAGACGGGCAUCCAGUCGGUGUGCCGCCUCGCGCCCGACGCUGUGAGCUGCAAGUUUAUGACGGCGACGUUUGACGCUCUUGCCAACGAGUUCCGCGCGGGAUCCUCGGUCGACGAGGCGUGCGCGGCUGUCAAGGCGUGCGGCUAUGACACUGAGCCGACGUACUUGGGCUGCUCGUUCUGCGAGUACACGGCCGGUGUCGUGGCGUCGGCGAUUCAGCAAGGCGGCACGGCCACGCUGCCGACGGUCAAGCAAGGGAUUGCGAUCAUGUGCAGUGCGCUGCCGGCGCAGGCGCAGUGCGAUGUCAUGGACGCGCAAUUCGAUACGCUCGCGCAACUCGUCCAGCAAGGCAAGACGCCCGAGGUGACGUGCGAGACGAUCAACAUGUGCUCGCCGCGGCCGGUGUCGUCGCUGGCGGUCGUGCCCUUUGCGUCGGCGUCGCAGGACGAGAUCGAAUGCCUCUUGUGUGAGUACACGGCGCAGGUCAUUGCCCGCGUCGCCGAGUACUCGACGGACAUGGUGCCCAUGGUCAAGCAGGGCAUGCAGCUCUUGUGCACCCAAGUGCCCGAGCCCGACUUUCAAUCCGAGUGCAACGCAGUGGUCGCUGUCUUUGAUAAGCUGGCGUCGCUCAUCGAAGACGGCACGGGCCCGACCGUGGCCUGCCGCAACGUUGAGCUCUGCGCCGCCCAGCGCCUUCCCGCCUUGCCGCAGAAGGCGCUCGCGCAACUGGAGGCCAAGGUGACGGCGAUUGUGCACGGCGCGUCGCCCAAGGAAGACGAGAUCCAGUGCCUCUUUUGCGAGUACACGGCCGAGCUCAUUGCGCAAGUAAGCGCGUACUCGAAGGACUUGGUGCCGCUCGUCAAAGAAGGCAUGGAGCUCGUGUGCGGUCGCAUCCAAGUGCCCGAGUUUCAGGACGAGUGCAACGCGGUUGUCGCCAAGUUUGAUCGCUUGGCCGACCUCGUUGAAAACGGCGCGGCGGCCCACGAUGCGUGCCGCAAGGUCCAGCUGUGCGACGCAGCGAUUGCGGUCUCGAAGGAAGUGGCGGCGCUCGAGACGCGCGUCCGUGCAGUCCUUGUGGCCACUACGCCGAGUGACGUGAACGGCCAAGUCGCGUGCGCCUUGUGCGAAUACGUGGCGCGAGUCAUCAAGCGCGUUGGCGACUACUCGCAAGACCUGCUGCCCCUUCUCAAGAAAGAUCUGGCUACCUUGUGCAGCCGUACCCUAAUGCCCCAGUUUGAAGACGAGUGCAACGCGGUCGUCGCCAAGUUUGAUGCGAUUGCGUCGGUGAUUGAAAGCGGCGCGACCCCGGACGCGGCGUGCCGCAAGGUGGCGCUCUGCAGCGCGCGCAUGGCGCUUCUCGCGACAGAGAUGGCGCAGUUCGAGGCCAAGUUGCUGGCAGUCGUCGACGGCAAGACGACGCAUGCGCAAGAAGACGUGAUCGAGUGCAUUACGUGCUCGUACACGGCGUACGCCAUUGUGCGAGUGGGCGCAGUCUCGAAGGACUUGGUGCCGCUCGUCAAGGAAGGUAUGGAGGUCAUGUGCGGCCAAAUUAUGUUCCCGGACGAGUGCCAUGCGGUCGUUGCGCAGUUUGAUGAGCUGGCGUCGCUUGUCGACAGUGGCAUGAGUGCGACCGACGCCUGUGCCAAAUUGCAUUUUUGCGACCAAGCGACCACGCACUCCAACGUGGAAGCGCGCCAGGCGUUUGUGAUGCAGCAGCUGGCCGUGCUCGAGACCAAGACCAAGAGUCUCGUUGGCAAGAACGACCUGAUUGGGUGCCUUCUCUGCGAGUACACGGGCGAAGUCAUUCUCCAAGUCCAGUCGUUCUCGCCGGACCUCAUUCCGCUCGUGAAGGAAGGCCUCGAGGUGCUCUGCGCCCGUAUGCAAGGCACGGGCAUUGACGAGCAGUGCAAUGCGAUCGUGACCAAGUUUGACACGCUCGCCGAGCUGAUUGAAGGGGGCAAGCCGCCCAACGUGGCGUGCGCCAAGGUCGUGCUCUGCGCUGCCAAGCCGAUUGCGCAACCGGAGGUCCUUGCCCUCGAGGCGCGUGUCGCCCAGUGGAUGGCGCACCCCGAGUCGGUGACGACGCAGGAAGGCUGUCUCUUUUGCAAGUACGCGGCGACGUCGAUCGCGGCCGUCGCCCAAGUCGACAAGUCGCAGCUGCCCAAGCUGCGCGAAGCGAUCGCGACCAUGUGCAGCGUGCUCCCGCCGGCCGUCGAGUGCGAUGCGGUCAACGAGUCGUUUGAGAAGCUCGUCGCAGCCCUCGAGGCCGGUGCGAGUCCCGCGACCGCGUGCGAGAGCGUCGGUCUCUGCGGCCGCCCGCGCAUCGUGGUGGCGUCGGCGCUUCUGGCGACGCAGUAGCUCAUGUCGGAGUCUUGAAUACGAAUGGUUUCGUGUUGCUGUUUCGCA
Molecule: messenger RNA, 3239 nt
Organism: Saprolegnia diclina VS20
Lineage: Eukaryota; Oomycota; Saprolegniomycetes; Saprolegniales; Saprolegniaceae
Exons: 8
Coding region: 24-3191 (1055 amino acids)
Source: RefSeq, a predicted model, not a curated record